Molecule: messenger RNA, 358 nt
Organism: Symbiodinium pilosum
Lineage: Eukaryota; Dinophyceae; Suessiales; Symbiodiniaceae
Source: the annotation of a GenBank genome assembly
AUGUCGCUCCGUACAUUGGCGAUCCUUCUGGCCUGCGUCGCCCAGCAUUCUUCCGGCAGCAGGCCUAGUCUGAACGUCAACUUCAUGCAGGAGAGGACCCUGGAUGCCAACCGCCACCGGGAGGCCUCCAACCAGGGCCAUCAACAGCGGUUCAUCGAUGAGCUGAAUUUCGACUUUGGCCUCGAUAUUGGAGGCCCCUCCGAGUUGGUAGAAAUGCUGUUCGGGUUCUUCCAGGGCUUGAUGGAGGACUUUGGCUUCUCAUCGGGUGGUGGUGAAAGCGCACCAACUUCUGGGGACAACACGCAGGCCUACAACAAGCUAGGGGCGAAGAUCCGUGAGAUGACAGGUACGGAGGAAG